AUGGCGGCCGGGUGCUGCGGGGUGAAGAAGCAGAAGCUGUCGGGAUCUCCCGCGUCGGGGGGUCCUGGCGGGGUGGGGGCGGGGAGCGGGGCUCUGACAGGAACCGGACAUUGUGGCUCUGACUCGGGCAUUGGCUCCUCGGUGACAGUAGCAGCAGCAGCAGGGAGUGUGAGCAGAGUGAACGGCCUGGGGGGUGCCGGGGGCAGUGUGAGCGGUGUAGGGAGCAGCGGCGGCACAACUCUGGCCCCAGCCCCGACCGGGUACUCCUCAUCCGGUCUCUCCCCAAGCCUCAGCCCAGGCUCGGGUAGUGGAGGCAGAAAAAUGGUGGUCUCCGCAGAAAUGUGCUGCUUCUGUUUUGACGUGCUUUAUUGUCAUCUUUACGGAUACCAGCCCCCGAGAACACCCAGGUUUACAAACGACCCCUACCCGCUGUUUGUCACAUGGAAAAUAGGCAGAGACAAGCGGCUGAGGGGUUGUAUAGGUACAUUUUCUGCCAUGAAUCUGCACUCAGGACUCAGGGAGUACACCCUUACCAGUGCCCUUAAAGACAGCCGCUUUCCCCCAAUGACAAGGGAUGAGCUGCCUCGCCUCUUCUGCUCAGUGUCUCUUCUCACCAACUUUGAAGAUGUUGGAGAUUACCUUGAUUGGGAGGUGGGUGUUCACGGUAUUAGGAUAGAGUUUUUCAAUGAAAAAGGAUCAAAGCGUACAGCCACUUAUCUACCAGAAGUUGCGAAGGAGCAGGGUUGGGACCACAUUCAAACCAUAGAUUCCUUACUUCGAAAGGGAGGUUACAAAGCUCCCAUCACAAAUGAUUUCAGGAAGACCAUUAAGUUAACCAGGUACCGUAGCGAGAAGAUGACAAUGGCUUAUGCAGAAUACAUUGCCCACCGCCAACAUCACCACUAUCAGAAUGGCAUUGGGCACCCUCUACCACCCUACAACCAUUAUUCCUGA
This is a messenger RNA of Knipowitschia caucasica, 954 nucleotides long. Lineage: Eukaryota; Metazoa; Chordata; Actinopteri; Gobiiformes; Gobiidae. The record is from the annotation of a GenBank genome assembly.